AUGACCAGAAUUAACGCGACAGAGACGACUCCUUUGAUACCGGAGAUACCUCCCGAGGUCUCGGAUGUCGAGAGGAAUACCGAUGAGCCGAAAACGUAUAGCCAUGCGUUUAUUGCGAGAGUAGUUGUCGCGUUGCUGAUUGGCAUCUUUACUUCCAAUGCUGAUGGAUCUUUGGUGCUGGCUACUCAUCCGGUAAUUGCAUCCGAGUUUGGCAAGCUUCAGGAUUCGAGUUGGUUAUUUAUCAGCUUCAUGUUGGCUAGUGCGGCGUCACAAACGAUUUACGGAAAAUUGAGCGACAUCUUUGGACGAAAGACGAUAUUGAUCUUCUGCUAUGGAUUAUUUGCUGUUGGAUGUGCCCUCGUAGGAGCUGGCCAGUCAAUGUGGCAAGUCAUCCUAGGUCGCGUAAUCUCUGGAUCUGGAGGUGCAGGAAUGACAACAAUGGCAUCAGUCAUCAUAACUGAACUCGCACCUCUUCGAGAAGUCGCCUCAUGGCAAAGCUACAUGAACGUCAUCGCCACUGUCGGCCGUAGCAUUGGUGGUCCGCUCGGAGGCUUUCUCGCUGAUACAAUCGGCUGGAGAUGGUCGUUCCUUGGACAAUCGCCGAUAUUCGCUGUAUCCAUGAUCAUCGCUGCCAUCCUCCUCCCCUCGACAACCCAGACCGAGGGCGCAACACUCGAGCGCAUCAAGAGGAUCGACGCACUCGGGGCUCUCCUUUUGGGCGGUUCUGUCCUCGCUUUCAUGGUCCCUCUAGAGAUUGGUGGCCAGAAGAUCCCGUGGAGUCAUCCCCUCGUGCCAACUCUCGCCGCUGCUGGUGUGAUUCUCUCAGCUGCAUUCGUACUAGUCGAGUCACGCUGGGCCAAGGAACCAAUCUUUCCUCUUCGUUUACUCAAAAGUGGCGACGUCACAAAGACGUAUCUUAUUGCGUUUGGUCAAGCAGCUGCACAGGUUGGAAUGAUGUAUACCGUCCCCAUUUACUUCCAGGUCACUCAGCGCGUGUCGAGCACAGUAGCAGGCGCUCAUCUAUUCCCUGCAGUCAUCGGAAAUACAGUCGGAGGCAUAGCAACAGGCUUGAUCAUCAAAAGAACUGGUCGAUACAAGGCACUCAUAAUCUUCUCGGCCGUCUCAUCAAUCACAAGUUAUACUCUGAUGCUGCUACGCUGGCACGGACAGACCAACUGGCUGGAGUCUCUCUAUGUCUUCCCAGGGGGUCUUGGCAUGGGAAUCGCUCAAAGUGCAGCCUUUAUCGCUCUUCAAGCUUCCAUCGACCCCAAAGACAAGGCAGCAGCGUCUUCUGGAAUCUUCCUGUCUGUAACUCUGGGGUCAGUUGUUGGCAUGGCUGGUACUAGUGCAGCCAUCCAGGGCCUUCUCAGACACGACAUCCAGCAAAACCUUAGUGACCUCGGAAAGUCUCAACACUUCAUUGACGACGUCAUUCGGAAAGCCGCCGAGAGUGUCUCCUUCAUCGACGAAGCUUCCGGGCCUAUCAGAAAGGUGCUGAUUCAAGGUUAUAUCAGAGGAAUCGAGUAUGGUCACGGACUCUCCAUCGUGUUCUCCGGGAUCACGCUCAUCACUGCUCUACUACUCAAGGAGCGUAAACUUUAG
This is a messenger RNA of Fusarium fujikuroi IMI 58289, 1602 nucleotides long. Its product is annotated as related to multidrug resistance protein. Gene Ontology annotation, cellular component: fungal-type vacuole membrane. The transcript is spliced from 11 exons. Gene Ontology annotation, molecular function: basic amino acid transmembrane transporter activity. The record is from RefSeq and is a predicted model, not a curated record. The coding region runs from base 1 to 1602 and encodes 533 amino acids. NCBI's taxonomy places the organism in Eukaryota, Fungi, Ascomycota, Sordariomycetes, Hypocreales, Nectriaceae. Gene Ontology annotation, biological process: transmembrane transport; basic amino acid transport.